AUGGCGAAUCCAGAUUCGCAAACCACAGAACUAGACCGUGAAUUUCUCGAUACUGUCACAGUCGAGAGUCGUGAGUAUCAAAAAUAUUCGCUUGAUCAUCGAACGUACUUUGGACCUAUCGAUGAGGAAGAGGCACAACGACUCGAGGAUCAGCAACAAGUUUUCCAAAGGAUUUUUGACAAUCGGUUGAUCUUUCCACCCAUUCACCAACUCGAGAGGGUGUUGGAUUGUGGCCACGGAUCGGCUUCCUGGGCUGUCGAGGUCGCCGAAGAGUAUCCCGAAUGCGAGGUCAUCGGCGUGGACAUUGCCCCGCACAUGAGCCCAGAGGAUGUGCCUAAUAACCUAUGGCUUCAGGUCGAUGACCUGAAUCGCCGUUUCACCUUUCCCGCAAACCACUUCGACCUUGUCCAUUCCAGACUCCUUGCGACCGGCAUCAACCGAUCCCGAUGGCCAUCCUAUCUCCACGACAUAGUCAGGUGCGACCCCUAUCAACCCGGUUUGACCCAGGCGGUUUUAAGGGUGUUGAAGCGAGGGGGCUGGGUCCAGAUGGUUGAAAUAUACUUCAACGUGCAGUCUGACAACGGAUCACUCACUGAUGAACAUGCUCUGCGGAAAUGGAGCAUACAAUAUCUUCGCGCCUUGGAGGACAGGAAGGAUCUUCGCAUCGGAUCAAAAUUAAGAAAUCUCAUGACAGAAGCAGGGUUCGUUGAAGUGGAUACGAAGAUGAUUCCUCUGCCUCUUUCAGCAUGGUCAGCCGACCCGAGGAUGAGAGAAAUAGGUGGAUCCAACUGUGAUAACAUCAAGCAACUUCUGCAAUCGCUCGCGCUAUACCCUUUGACCCAACGACUACACAUGUCGCCAGAAGGGUUCGCCUCCUUGGUAUCCCAAGCCCAACAGGAGGCGGCAGACCCAAGAUUAAAGGCAUACUUCCCACUAUAUGUUUGCAUUGGCCGAAAACCGUGA
Messenger RNA from Penicillium brevicompactum, 963 nucleotides. RefSeq names its product class I SAM-dependent methyltransferase. The transcript is spliced from 8 exons. Gene Ontology annotation, molecular function: methyltransferase activity. Bases 1 to 963 code for a protein of 320 amino acids. The record is from RefSeq and is a predicted model, not a curated record. Lineage: Eukaryota; Fungi; Ascomycota; Eurotiomycetes; Eurotiales; Aspergillaceae.